Pogoniulus pusillus (Red-fronted tinkerbird) is the source of this 9782-nucleotide messenger RNA. RefSeq names its product ankyrin repeat domain containing 11 (gene ANKRD11). Gene Ontology annotation, biological process: anatomical structure morphogenesis. Gene Ontology annotation, molecular function: protein binding. NCBI's taxonomy places the organism in Eukaryota, Metazoa, Chordata, Aves, Piciformes, Lybiidae. Bases 428 to 8572 code for a protein of 2714 amino acids. The record is from RefSeq and is a predicted model, not a curated record. The transcript has 13 exons.
ACCGAGCGGGCGGGCGGCAGCGCUGCGAGCCGAGGCCGAGGCCGAGCGCGGCGGGGCCAUGGAGUGCGGGGCCGGCAGCCGCCACUGCCCGCGCCCCCUCCGCUAGUCCGCAGCCCCCGCCGCCCUCCAGCGCCGCUGCAGAAGUAGCAGCAACAGCAGCACCGGCCGUCGUAUCGUCUACUCUACCCCUCCACCCCCGCCGCCGCCUCAUCUAUGCGGCGGGGCCGGCGGAGCCGCAGGCCUCGCUACCCCGCGAGGCUGCCCUCGGCCCGCUGAGCCCGGAACGCCGAUUGCACAGCGUUUUUGGCACACACCUCUGUUGGAUUUUAAUCUAUGUCCUGCUAACAACAGCUUUCAACUAUGGAAUCGACGGUUGAUGAUGAGGCGAUGGCAGCAUAAAUGAAGAUCAAGUAAGGAAGGCAGAACGAUGCCCAAGGGUGGGUGUUCUAAAACACCACAGCCAGAAGAUUUCUCUCUCAGCAACGACAUGGUGGAGAAACAAACGGGGAAAAAGGAUAAAGAUAAAGUUUCUCUAACCAAGACUCCAAAGUUGGACCGGAGCGAUGGCGGCAAAGAGGUGAAGGAGCGAGCGACCAAGCGGAAGUUGCCUUUCACUGUUGGAACAAAUGGAGAUCAAAAAGACUCGGAUACAGAAAAGCAGGGUCCAGAGCGGAAGAGGAUUAAGAAGGAGCCUGCCACCAGGAAGCCUGGCUUGCUCUUCGGGAUGGGCCUUUCGGGGAUCCGGGCAGGCUACCCACUCUCCGAGCGCCAGCAAGUUGCUCUCCUUAUGCAGAUGACAGCAGAAGAGUCUGCAAACAGCCCAGUUGACACAACACCAAAGCAUCCCUCUCAAUCUACAGUUUGUCAGAAGGGAACUCCUAACUCUGCCUCCAAAACCAAAGAUAAAGUAAAUAAGAGAAACGAGCGAGGGGAGACUCGGCUGCAUCGAGCUGCCAUCCGAGGCGAUGCCCGGCGCAUCAAGGAGCUCAUCAUCGAGGGUGCAGAUGUCAAUGUGAAGGACUUUGCAGGCUGGACGGCGUUGCACGAGGCCUGUAACCGGGGCUACUACGAUGUGGCGAAGCAGUUGCUGGCUGCAGGUGCCGAAGUCAACACGAAGGGGUUGGAUGAUGACACCCCGCUGCACGACGCAGCCAACAACGGGCACUUCAAGGUGGUGAAAUUGUUGUUACAUUAUGGAGGUAACCCUCAUCAAAGCAACAGGAAGGGCGAGACACCUCUAAAAGUAGCUAAUUCUCCCACCAUGGUGAAUCUGCUCCUGGGAAAGACCACGUACCCCUCCAGCGAGGAGAGCUCCACAGAGACCUCAGAAGAGGAGGACGCCCCUUCCUUUGCUCCCUCCAGCUCUGUUGAUGGCAAUAACACAGACUCAGAGUUUGAGAAGGGUUUGAAGCACAAGCCCAAGGCCCAGGAGCCCCCCAAAACCAUCACCCCGGUGAAGGACGAGUACGAAUUUGAUGAGGACGAUGAGCAGGACCGGGUCCCGCCGGUCGAUGACAAACAUUUGCUGAAAAAGGAUUACAGAAAAGAGACUAAAGCAAACAGUUUCAUUUCCAUACCCAAAAUGGAAGUGAAAACUUACACUAAAAAUAACACAAUUACACCAAAGAAAGCUGCCCACCGCAUCCUGUCGGACAGCUCGGACGAGGAGGAGACCAGCGUUGCUGUAGGGACAGGGGAGAAGCUGCGCCUUUCGACCCACUCGAUCCUGCCCAGCAGCAAGAUUCGGGAGCCCCCCAGCACAAAGCCACCCAAGGAGAAAAGCAAAGUGAAAAAGAAGCGGAAGAAGGAGACAAAAAGCAAAGAGGUUCGGUUUGGCAAAAAAAAUGACAAAUUUUGUUCCUCUGAAUCAGAGAGUGAAAAUGUGGAGAGUGAGGAGGAUGACAGAGACUCUCUUCAGAGCUCUAGCUGUGUAAAGGACUCCAGGCUAGUGCUAAAGGAAUCCUCCUUGUUUAACUCUCUGUCUGCCUCAUCGACCUCUUCUCAUGGGAGUUUAGCAUCCCAGAAACAUAAUCCUAACCUUACAGAACAGCACUCCAAGCACUGGAGGACGGACAAUUGGAAAACCAUAUCUUCUCCAGCUUGGUCAGACGUCAGUUCCUUAUCAGACUCCACCAGGACGAGGCUGACGAGCGAGUCAGACUACUCGUCCGAGGACUCGAGCUUGGAGUCGCUAAAGCCAGUCAGGAAGAAACCAGAGCACAAAAAGAAAAACACCUCCCACAACACCGUUCCUGAGAAAAAGAAUUCAUUCCAUAGCAACGUGGAUGGGGCAAUCCCAAAGCUGGACAAGGAGGGGAAGGUUGUGAAAAAGCAUAAAACGAAACACAAACAUAAAAACAAGGAGAAGGGGCAGUGUCCUGUCAGCCAAGACAUUAAAAUCAUCAAAACGUUUUCUUUUGAGUUUGAGGACUCUAAACAGAAGCCUGAGAAAGGCUUGAUAGUAGAGACAGAAAAUCCAGUCGAAAACAAGCUGAAAGUGCUAAAGCAUGAGCGGGAGCAUGGUAAGAAGGAGGAGAAGCUCCCCAAAGGGAAGGCAGAGGAGAAAGAAUGGUUGUUUAAAGAUGAGACUGGAAAAUCCUCGAAAGAGGAGAAAUCUCUAAGAAAAGUCAAAGAUGGCAGUAAAGACAUGAGCAAAUCCUUCAGAGAAGGGUUGAGUAAAGCAGAAAAAGAGAAACCUUCAAAGGAGAAGUCUCCCAAAGAAGAGAAGCCGAGGAUACACAAGGAGGAGAGAAAGAAGAAGUCAAAGGACAAGCAGUCAAAAUCUGAGAAGAAGAAUGAGCUGAAGGAGGAGAAGGUUUCGAAAUUGGAGAAAGAAAAAUCCUUCAAGGAGGAGAAAGAGAAAUGCAAGAAAGAAAAACUUUACAGAGAUGAGUCUGGGUUUGAUGAGUUCAGCAACAAAACCCAAUUUCCCGAAAGCGAGGACACAAAGUUCAGCCUUUCAGAUGAUCAGCAAGAGAGGUGGUUUUCAGACCUGUCUUCUGAUUCAUCCUUUGAUUUCAAAGGAGAAGACAGCUGGGAUUCUCCUGUAACGGAUUUCAGGGAGAUUAAAAAUGACACCAUGGCAAAGCUAAUCAUAGAACCAGUCAAAGAGGAAAUUAAAGACAAGAAGAAAGACAAUAAAAUGAAAGAGAAGAAGGAAUACACCGAGAAACGCAACGAGAAGGACACCUUCUUAAAGAAGAAAGAGAGGGACUAUGUGGACAAAAGCUCUGAGAAGAAAAAGGACCAAACAGACAGACACAAAGUUACUCCUAGUUAUCUGCCUGAAAAGGACAAGAAGAGGAAGGAUUCUGCAGAGGGUGCCAAGGAGAGGAAAGAAAAAGAUACAGGUGAAUCCAACAAGGACAGAAAAGAUUCCUCUGAUGGCUCUAAAGAUCGGAAAGACACCAAAACGAAGCAGGAGGAGCCCUAUCGAGAUGACUUCAAGGAAUACAGCUGUGAAACUUUCUUCAAGGAUAAGGCAGACCCUGAAUUCAGUGGUAAGACUCUGGAGAGUUGGGAGAGGCACCACUCUGGGAAGGAAAAGGAGAAGAAAGAUGCUUCAGAGAAAGAAAGAAAAGAAAAGGCAAAGCCAGAAAAAUACAAGGAAAAAUCCAAAGAAGGUGACAAGGAGAAAAAUGAAAAAGCUGCUCCUGAGAAAAUCCCAAAAGACAAAGAGCUGGAGAAGGGUUUCAAGGAGAAAAAGGAACCUAAGGAGAAGUACAAAGACCUGCACAGCAAAGACAAGGAAAGGAAGAGUUCCUUUGACCAGGUUAAGAAGGAGAAAAACUUCUCCACAGACCGAGAGGACUUCUCCGAGAAAAAGGAUGAGAAGAAGGGGAAGGAGAAGAGCUGGUACAGCAUUGCUGACAUCUUCACCGACGAGAGCGAGGACGAGCGGGAUGACUACAGCCUGACGGGCUUCAAAGUCGGCGACUCGGCCACCAGCGAGGUGCAUCGUCUGGACAGUCUGCAGGAGAAGGACGAGGGAGCGGCUGCGGAGAAGGAGCUGUACCCAGACAAGCACCGCAAGUACUCCUCCGACCGGCAGCAUUCUGGAGAGAAGCAGAAAGAUAAGGAUUCCAAGGAGAAGAAGAAGGACAAAGGAACAUCAGAAGGAGGGAAGGAGAAGAAGGAGAAGAGCUCCUUUGAAAAACACAAAGAGAAGAAAGACAAAGACUCUACUGAGAAGUACAAGGACAGGAAAGACAGAACGUCCAUAGAUUCCACGCAAGAGAAGAAGAACAAGCAGAAGCUCCCAGAAAAGGUGGAGAAGAAACAUGCCGGUGACGACAAGGUGAAAAGCAAACAUAAGGAGAAGCCGGAGAAGGAGCAUUCCAAGGAGAAGAAGUCUUCAAAAGGAGGGGAGUCGGAGAAGAGCCUGCUGGAGAAACUGGAGGAGGAGGCUCUGAAUGACUACCGAGAUGACUCCAAUGACAAGAUCAGUGAGAUCUCUUCUGACAGCUUCACAGACAGAGGCCAAGAUCCAGGACUGGCCAGCCUCUUCGAGUCUUCUAACCUUUCUCUUGCUGAUGCCACCGAAGAGAAGUUUAAGGACUCUCUGCCUUUACCCUGCUUGCAGGACAAAUUGAAGGAGAAAGAGCGGCACAGGCAUUCCUCAUCUUCAUCAAAGAAAAGUCAUGAGAAGGAAAAAGCAAAGAAGGAGAAAACAGAGAAAAAGGAAAAAACAGAAGACUUCAAAGACUCCAGCAGCAGAAAGGAUUCCACUCACUACGAGAAGGAUUUCUCUGUGGAUGGGGAAGCUUUUGGUGCUUCCUACAACAUGAAGGCAGAGGCUGAUGAGGAGCCAGAGAAAGGCAUUGAUUACUUAUUUUCUGAAAAGAAAGAUAAAAAUGAUUCCGAGAGGGAGCUGUCAAAGAAGGCGGAAAAAGAAAAGAAUUACAGUUCCAGCACCAUCAGCACAGCUAAAGAGAAGAAGAAGCGAGAUAAACACAAGGAAAAAUGGAAGGAGGAAAAGGAAAAGCAUCGGGACAAACAUGCAGAUGGCUUCUUUAAACACCACAAAGAUGAGCCAAAGUCAGCACUUAAAGACAAGGACAGUCCUCAAGUUACCGCCUUCAAAGACAAAUCAAAGGAGGACAACCUCAAAUUUGGCGAGACCAAGCUGAAGGAGAAGCUGAAAGAGAACCAAGAGAAGGACAAAUCGGAGUCAAUCAAAAUAAGCAAUGGGAACGAGAAAAUAACCCUUUCCAAAGACAGCGGCAAGAAAGAUGCCAGGCCCAGGGAGAAGCUUCUGGGAGAUGGCGAUCUGAUGAUGACCAGCUUUGAGAGGAUGCUGAGCCAGAAGGACCUGGAAAUAGAGGAGCGCCACAAAAGGCACAAAGAGAGAAUGAAGCAAAUGGAGAAAAUGAGGCACAGGUCCGGAGACCCCAAGUUAAAGGACAAACUCAAGAGCUCAGAAGAUGUGCGCAAGAGGAGCCUGGAUCUGGCAACAAAGAAGCCGCUGGCGCUUGACACUCAGCUGAAGGACAAGAAGCUGAAGGAGUUGGGCCCACUGACUCCCAUUCUGUCACCAGAAAACAAAGCACAACCUGCUGUUGGGACAGACUCCAAGGACUGGAUAACAGGUCCUCAGCUGAAGGAGAUCCUCCCGGCGUCUCCCAGGCCAGAUCAGAACCGGCCAACGGGAGUCCCGACCCCAGCAUCAGUCGUCUCUUGUCCAAGCUACGAGGAGGUGAUGCAGACGCCCAGGACUCCCUCCUGCAGCAACGAAGACUACACUGACCUGAUGUUCGAGUGCGCGGACUCGCAGCAUUCGCUGCCCAUCUCCACCAUGUCCAUGAACGCCUGUUCUCCAUCCUUCUUUGACAGGUACACUAACGUCUCCAGUGGGCUGCCUGAGAACCCCAGCCAGACCCCGACUCGUACCAUACCCUCCACCAACCUCUACCGUUCCAUCUCUGUUGAUAUCAGAAGGGCACCCGAAGAAGAGUUCAGCGUUGGAGAUAAAUUCUUCAGGCAGCAAAGUGUCCCAGCGACAACAAAUUACGACUCUCCGGUGCAGCAUUUAAUGGAGGAGAAAGUUCCCCUUCCUUCUGUCCCUGCUGAGAAGUUCCAGUGUCUGUCUCCUGGGUAUUACUCACCAGACUAUGGAGUUUCGUCACCCAAAGUAGAGGCUUUGCACUGUGCUCCAGGAGCUGUCAGCGGGGUCGCCCAGUCACCCGAAAGUGUCUUUUCUGGUUUACAAGCCAAAUCCUCCCCUUCACACAGAGAUGAACUGCUCGCUCCAUCAGUAGAAAGUGCUCUUCCUCCUGACCUCGGCAUGCCCUUGGACACCACGGAAGAGCAGCAAGCCACCGCCUCCAUCAUGCCACCAGAACCCACCUACUUACCACCAGUUGAAGAAAACCAUUUCACUUCAGCCAUGCCCGAGCAAAACAACAUAGACUGGGACAACCCUCCCAGAAACCCUGACACCGCCAUUCCUCCCAGCCUGAUGGGCAACUCGGCAGAGCACUCUGUCAGCUGGUCCAUGGGCUCAGAGCUUCUGAUGAAAUCACCCCAGAGGUUUUCUGAGUCCCCUAAACCUCCUCUCUGCUCCCUAGAGCCAAUUCAUCCCACACCGGUCGCCUUCAUUCCCACAGAUGCUUCCUACCCCGUGUCCCCCAUAUCAUACCCUCUGUCAGUGUCCGAGCCGGGGCUCGAAGAAGUCAAGGAGGAUGCUGAGGAAGCAGUUCCAGCAGAAAUAGCAACUGCUGAGGAGCAGGCUCCAUACAUGUCCCCUACUAGGUUAGACACAUUCUUCAAUAACUGCAAACCUCUUCCAGAAGAAGCACCUGAGAUACCUCCAGAGCCCCCCUGUAUGCCAGCAGAACCUCAGGCAGAAGUUGUCACUGCGCCAGAAAACAGCUAUUUGGAAAACAGCAACAGCAAUGCUGCGCCUGCAAAUACAGAGGAGGCCGUAACGUGGCCUGAUCCCUUCACCAAUACAGAAGAUGAGUUGGACCUCGGCCCCUUCUCACUGCCAGAGCUGCCUCUGCAACCCAAGGAUGUUGCAGAGACAGAGGUGACUGAGGCAGAAGCGGUAGAAGAAAGUCCAGCAGCAGCUUCAGAAACAAGCGCUGGAAUCAUCAAAGCGACCACAGCCGUAGUAGCAUCUGGGGAGCCUGAGGAGCCACCGGCCAGCCAGGCAGCUGCUGUCCUGCCUGUGGAGGCAGAGCCCCAAGCAGAGGAGGAGAAACCAGAAGUGGCUGCUCAAGAAGCCACCUCAGAAACACUGAGCGUAGCUGAGGAGAAAGGAGCGGAGGAGUCAGAAACACAGGUUUUCCAGCAGACCCCAUCUGAGUCAGCGCAGGCGGAGAGCAAAGAGGUGGAGGUCAUGAACGAAGACCUCUCAUCUUCUGGUGGGGUGGCAGAGAGCAGCUCCCAGCCCUGUCCUCCACCCGUGGCCAGCACUGAGAACGGCGUCUCGCAGGAGGGAGCUGCAGCACGUGGGGGGAGCCAAGUCUCUUCCUCACAGGCAGAGGCACCUCCGGCCAAUGCUCAAGCCGAAGUCACUGAGCCAGUACAAAAACCAGUAGCAGAGGCUCCCAAACCCCCCAAAAUAGAGGAGAUUCCUCAGAGGAUUACCAGGAACCGGGCUCAGAUGCUCGCCAACCAAAACAAGCAGAAUGCUGCUGCCUCCGAGAAGGAAUUUCCUCCCGUUUCGGCGCCCGCCACCCGUGCCAAAGGCCGCAUCACGGAGGAGGACGAUUCCCAGGCCCAGCACCCGCGCAAGCGCCGCUUCCAGCGCUCCAACCAGCAGCUGCAGCAGCAGAUCAACACGUCCACCCAGCAGACCAGGGAGAUGAUACAGCAAACGCUGGCAGCUAUCGUAGAUGCCAUCAAACUGGAUGACAUUGAACCCUACCACAGCGACAGGUCCAACCCCUACUUUGAGUACCUCCAGAUCAGGAAGAAGAUUGAAGAGAAGCGGAAAAUCCUCUGCUACAUAACCCCCCAAGCUCCCCAGUGCUAUGCCGAGUACGUCACCUACACAGGCUCCUACCUGCUGGAUGGCAAACCUCUGAGCAAGCUCCAUAUCCCGGUGAUUGCCCCACCACCAUCGCUGGCAGAGCCAUUGAAGGAGCUCUUCAAGCAGCAGGAAGCUGUCCGGGGGAAGCUGCGGCUUCAGCACAGCAUCGAGCGGGAGAAGCUGAUUGUCUCCUGUGAGCAGGAGAUCCUGAGGGUUCAUUGUCGGGCAGCGAGGACUAUUGCCAACCAGGCUGUGCCCUUCAGUGCCUGCACCAUGCUGCUGGACUCCGAGGUCUAUAACAUGCCUCUAGAAAAUCAGGGAGACGAAAACAAAUCGGUCAGAGACCGCUUCAACGCGCGGCAGUUCAUCUCCUGGCUGCAGGACGUGGAUGACAAGUACGACCGCAUGAAGACGUGCCUGCUCAUGCGGCAGCAACACGAAGCUGCCGCCUUGAACGCGGUGCAGAGGAUGGAGUGGCAGCUGAAGGUGCAGGAGCUGGACCCCGCAGGACACAAAUCCCUCUGCGUGAACGAGGUGCCCUCCUUCUAUGUGCCAAUGGUCGACGUGAACGAUGACUUUGUGCUCUUGCCGGCAUGACAGUUCCAAACCAGGAGACAUCUCUGCAAACUGGCACGGACGGGAGCCCUCCGAGGUCGGGCGGUCGAGCUCACAUUCACCCUUACCGCUUGCUGAUGAAUCCCUGGUCAGAGGAGGAGGAAAGCAGCUAUCAGCAGACAACAAAACAAUAAGGCAAACAAUUGCACUUUCUUCACACCGCGUCCCUCGCUUCCGGACUGCCGGCAGCUCCGCCGGGCAGCGGCCCGGGACCUAUCUCCUCUGCGGGGAGGCAGCCGGUCUGCGCCGCGGGCAGCGAGCACUCCCCGGCCCCGAGACUGGCAGAGACGUGGAGGGAGGAGGCCAAGGACACACAUUUUGUGUGCGUGUGUUGCAGAACAGGCUGCUGAGCGGGGCCAGCAACCACGUUGUCUCCGGCGGACUCGUGAGCACCGUGAUUUCCAGCUCUCUCGUUUUCCACCGCUCGCGGAUCUCCUACGGGAGAAGCUGCAGUAGGAAACCAUGGGGAGGGUGGGGGGGGAUGUUUGGAGUUUUCUCGUUCCAUCCUGGCUAUGUCUAAACCAGAAAAGACAACAAACCAAACAACAACAACAACAAAAAAGGAAACAAACAAAAAACCACAAAACAAUUCGAAACAACCAAGAAAACGAAACAAAAAAGGACAGCGUCCAAGCUGGGGCAGCCGCAGCUCCGGAGGUGUGCCGACGGCUCCGGGAUGCGCCCGCGGGAGGAGCCUGCUGCACGCCGAGCACCGGAGGGGGGAGGGUGGGCCGGCGGGGGCAAAAGAAAAACAAAACCCUAAAACAAAAAGGCAACGCAGAGAAAGGACUUUGCCAACUGUGUUUUUAAUGGAGUAAAAUCCAUGUGGUUUAUAUAUAUAUAUAUUUUAUUUUAUUUUAUUUGGUUUUGUUGGUUUUUUUUUGUUUGUUUUGUUUUGUUUGUUUGUUUGUUUUGUUUUCGUUUUUUUUUUUGUUUUUGUUUUCCUUUAAUCUUGGGCAUUUCGUUUCUCUUUCUGAGAACAUAACUUGAAAACACUACAGAGCCAAUACUCAUAUAAAGAAAAAUUGUAUCCCAUAAAUGCUGUACAGUUUUUAUAUACAUUAACAAUGUACUUUUGCUGCCUUCUAGAUAAUUUAUUUUGCAACACAUUACUGCACAGUUGUAAAUAACUUAUGUACUGUAACAUCACUUUCAGUUAUGUGUAAAGAAAUAAAUAAAUUAAUUAAAAUUA